Brachypodium distachyon (stiff brome) is the source of this 3977-nucleotide messenger RNA. Its product is annotated as protein CROWDED NUCLEI 1. Gene Ontology annotation, cellular component: nucleus. NCBI's taxonomy places the organism in Eukaryota, Viridiplantae, Streptophyta, Magnoliopsida, Poales, Poaceae. The coding region runs from base 223 to 3696 and encodes 1157 amino acids. Gene Ontology annotation, biological process: nucleus organization. The record is from RefSeq and is a predicted model, not a curated record. The transcript is spliced from 9 exons.
UGCCCUCCCUCUUCCCCCCCUCUGCCUUUCCCAAAUCUCGCCGCAGCCGCACGACGCACCUACCCAACCCCUAGCCCGACCCGACCCGGCCUCUGACAGCCCGGAGAGCCGCCCUCCACCGCGCCGACUAGGGCCGCCGGGACCGAGCCGGGCACCUCCCCAAGGGGAGAGGCGCCUCGUUUCGUUGACGCGUCCUGAAGGAAUUGGGAGCAACAAGGCGUUAUGUUUACUCCGCAGGGGAAGGGGUGGACCGGAUGGUCGACGCCUGCUCCAGCGAACCAGCGGGGCGGUGGUGGCGCUCCGCCCGCGUCAGCGCCCCUUGGCAAGGCGAAAGGGACUUCGCAGAGGGCUGCCGAGCUUGAGGAGGAGUUACAUGAGUAUCAAUAUAAUAUGGGGCUGCUCUUGAUUGAGAAAAAAGAAUGGGCAGCCAAACUUGAUGAGGUCAGCCAUGUGCUGGCACAAAAAGAGGAGAUUUUAAAGCGGGAACAAGCUGCACAUUUGAAUGCUAUAUCAGAAUAUGAAAGACGAGAAGAAAGCACACGUAAAGCACUGGGUGUUGAGAAACAAUGCGUAGCUGACCUUGAAAAGGCACUACGUGAAAUUCGAUCUGAGAUCGCGGAGGUUAAAUUUAUGUCUCAGAAGAAGAUAACUGAUGCUCAAUCUCUUGAGGCUAAUCUGGAGGAGAAAUCCUUGGAGAUCGAGGGAAAGCUUCAUGCUGCAGAUGCGAGGCUUGCAGAGGCAAACCGUAAGAAGUCACAAGCUGACAGGGAUUUAGAGGAGGUAGAAGCUCGUCAACGUAGGUUGGAGAAGGAGAAGAUAUAUUUCGAGACCGAGAGGAAGGCCCGAGAGAAGCAACUCAGGGAGCAGGAGGAGUCUCUGCAGGACUGGGAGAAAAAGCUGAAGGAAAGUCAGAACAGACUCGUUGAUUUGCAGAGAUCUGUAAAUGAGCGAGAGGAGAGAGCAAACGAAAAUGACAAACUUUGUAAAAUGAAGCAGGAAGAACUUGAUGCGGCAAAAAAGACAGUGGAGUCCGCUAAACUUACGUUGAAAACAAAAGAUGAUGAUAUUACAAAAAGGCUGAUUGAAUUAGGCUCAAAAGAAAAGGACGCUGAAUCAAAGCGCAAGCUCUUGGAAGAAAGGGAGAGAAUGUUAUCUGAGAGGGAAGAGAGAGUUAGUGCAAGAGAAAAAGUGGGGCUUCAGAAGCUUCUUGAGGAUCAAAAGGUGAAGCUUGAAUCCAAAAGACGAGAUUUUGAAUUAGAAUUAGAGAGUGAGAGGACAUCCUUUGCUGAAAAGAUGAAACAGAGAGAAGUUGAUUUGGUAAAGAGGGAAAAAGAUCUCAGGUCCUGGGAGGAUAAAAUUUCUAAAAGUGAGCAGGCAUUAAACGAAAGCAAGAAGACACUGGAAGAAUUGCAGAAUGACCUUAGUACCAAAUCGAAAGCUCUGAAGAAUUGGGAGGAGUCGCUGAAAAAAGAAGAGAAGAAACUAUUGGAACAAAAGCUGCAAAUGGAUAACGAGCGAAAACAGGCUGAGAUGUAUAAAUCAGAUAUUGAAAAGAUGAAAGCUACAAUAGAAGCUGAAAAGGAGAAAAUAUUAGAAGAGCAAAAUAAUUUGAAAGUUACAGAGGACGAGAGGCAAGAGCAUAACUUGCUGUCAGCACAACUGAAGAAGGAGAUCGACGAAUAUAGAAUGCGAAGCAACUCUCUCUCUGAGGAAACUGAAGAUUUGAGGAAGCAGCGGCAGAAAUUUGAAGAAGAGUGGGAGCAGCUUGAUGAAAAAAGAGCCCGCCUAGAAGAGGAGGCAAAGAUGCUCAAUAACGAAAGGGUAAAUCUAGAAAGGUGGCGUGACAAUGAAGAUAAGAGAUUGAAGGAUAUACAGGAUGAAAUGGAUGCAAAAUACAAGGAGCAGCAUGACAAACUUGCACUCAAGGAAAAAGCUUUGGUGGAUGAUAUCAAACACCAGCGUGAUGAAAUUGAUGAAUUUCUGAAGAGAGAACGUGCUGAUCUUCAGCGUAAUUUGCAGCUCCAUCGGCAUGAACUGGAUAUGGAGAUGGAGAAUAGAUUAGCAGAUAGAGAGAGGGAACUGGAAGAGAAGGGAAACGAGUUACGCAACAAAAUGGAUUUUGUAGAAAAUAAAAUCAAUCAUGCUGUCACUUUGAAUGAAUCCAAGAUUCAGAAAAUAGUAUUGGAGAAACAACAGCUGCAGAGGGAAAGAGAAAUCCUAGCAGAAGAGAAGCAAAAAUUGGAAACUGACAAAGCAGAUAUUAGAAGAGAUAUUGAUAGUCUUAAUGUGCUUAGCAAGAGUUUGAAAGACCGGCGUGAAGCAUACAACAGGGACAGGAAUAACCUCAUUGAUAUGUUUGAGAAGUACAAGGUGUGCAAAAGCUGUGGGAAUUCUCUUUCUGAGGGCUUUGAUGAUCUCUCUUUUAAGGACAAUGCUAAUUUUGAUUAUCCAAGUUUGGCUGCCGAGGAAGAUGACUGUUCCCCAAAUACUGAUACCUUAGCUCAAGACGCAGGAACGCUUGUUAAUUCAGCUGGCCGUUUCUCAUUGUUGCAGAAGUGUUCAAGGCUUUUCAAGUUUUCCCCUAGGAAAAAAGCUGAGCAGUCAUCAGAACAGGAAGUGGAGAAAAAUAUUCCUUUUGGUGCAAGAUUAGAGGAAGCAUCACCGAGUGAUGAGGAUUUUGAGCCAACUCCUGUCUAUCAGGUAGCAAAUAAUUCUUUUGGUGCUGAGAAUCUCCAUUCUGACAGUGGAGCAAGGGGGGAUGAAGAAUCUGAAAGACUUGACUUAGCAGAUGGGGCUGCAGAUGAUGUCCAGAUGGAGUCUUCUGUUGGAGUUGCGGAUAAUUGUAUAGAUAAUCAUGGAACUCAGUCAUUUGAUGUCACUAAUGACAUGGGAGUUGACACAACCAUUGCUUCUGUAGACCAAAAUGGAAAGGACUCUAUAGCUCCCCCUGAAGUAGAUUUGCUUCCUGAAACAUCAAAGCAAGGACGGCGCCAACCAAACCGGAAGGGCAGAGCAAAGGGCGUGAGGAGGACAAAUUCUGUUCGUGCUGUUGUUGAAGAUGCGAAAGUAAUACUUGGUGAGAAUUUUGAUGAAAAGAAUGAUGGUCAGGAAGAUUCAGCUACAGUUGGUGGUACGAGAAAGAGGCGAUUUGCUGGAGCUGCAAUCAGUGAACAAGAUGAAGAAGGCAGUGAAGCACAGUCUGAAAGUGUUUCGCUUGGUGGGCAUCGUCGCAAGAGGCGGGCUGGCCCAUCAACACAAGCCCCAGUAGAAAAGCGCUACAAUUUGAGGCGCGCUACAGUUGCAACUGUGGCGCCAACAAUUCCAACGGACAAAAAGAAAGCCCCGAAGACAAGAAGAAAACAGACUGUGGAAGCUACUGCUGAUGACACAGAAGGCACCUCCAAAGCUGAGGAACCUACCACAGUGAGCAAGGGGGCUUCUGAAUCAGCUGAUGGUGCAUCCCAAUUGCAAGAGUUCUCCCAGGCUGAAGCAGGUGAUGCCCAUACUCCUGCAGAGGAGGGCACUGGCGAGGAGUAUGGUGAUGUUGUGGACGGUAAAGAUGCAUUGCCAGUUGCGAUGCCUAUGACACCAUCAGGAAGUGAACUUGGGCCUGAAGAUGACGAUGAGGACGAAGAUGACUCGGAGAGGGGGAACAGAUCCAUUGGGAAAUCGCUGUGGUCUUUCUUUACCACAUGACCAUAAUCACAGAGGCUUCUGAAUAGGUUGUUUCUAGUGUUUCUGUUUUGAAUUCGUGAUAUGCAAUUCUUGGAACUCUAGGUUGUGCGUGCUUUUGGUGAGAUGAUGUAUUGGUAGAUUUUCCACUCAUUAUGUUCCCCCUCUUGUAAUUGAAAUAUAUUUGUAGUAGGCAGACAUAGUUUGAUGGCGCUCACAAAAUUAGCUGAUGCAUGUACUAUGGCAAUGAUGCCUGUAACAGUCAGAGUUGAGGUUUGUAAUUGUUGUUCCUUAUCCCGGGUCCA